GAACUUUUCUUUCUUUUCCGCGCUUCUCUCGAUUUCUGCUUUCAUUUGUCAUUUCCACACUUUUUAGUGCACAAAACCCUUGUUGUUGAAUCGAGGCAAAACAAUUUACGCCCUUCACAAUUCGUGCUAAUCAGCCCAAGCAGCUCGGAAUUCCCCACACACAUACACACACUCGACAUUUCUGGGAUUCAUAGCGUGGAAAUAGGAUAUGUUUGCUUGUAUCCGAUCCGGGCCCCUACGGAGCCUUUCCGCAAGCGCAAGCUCGUGUUGUGUUAUCCGCGAUUCGGAAAAGACCAACGCUCCUGCCAAGGGCAAAAAGGCAGAGCCCACAGCGGCAAUUGAGGAGGAUGAGGAUCUCAACUUGGCUAAUGAGCCGCAGAUCCUGCGUGCCGAGCCUAUCCAGGCGAUGCUGAACACGGAUGACGAGCCAAAGAGGGUCAAGCCCGAGCGCUCUCUGGGAUACAAGGGCUGGCUGAUCACCGAGGGAGGAGCCUUCAAGAACACGCGGUCUGGAAGGACAAACUAUAUUGGUGGAAUCAACAAGCCAUUCCCGUUGAACCCCUACUUCCGGCCCCGGGCGCCCAUCCCCGACGCUAAAAAGGAGGCACUAUACGCCGAGUACUUGCAGGCCCCCGAGAAGAACACUCCGCGCGUCCUGGGUGAGAAGUACUCGAUCUCACUCAAGCGCGUCGAGGCCAUUCUCAAGCUCAAGGCCAUCGAGCACCAUAUGGUUGAGUAUGGCGAGAUUGUUGCGCAGAAAAAGUUUACCGCCGGGAUGGAGAGCAUGCUGGGAGUGUCGCCUGCGGCGCGCACGUUGACGGAAAACUUGGUAUCGCAGGUUACGCGUGUCAGCAGCCCCCGCUUCCACGCUGUUCCCGAGGGCCAGUCGUUCACCGCCGCAGAUGCCGCUGAGGUUCUGGGCCGCAAGCCCUACCAGCAGAUCAUGGAUCGCAUGGCUGCCAGCAAGCCCUAUGUCAUUGACUAUGAGGGCCUUGAUGUGCGCUUUGCGCCGCGCCCGCAGAAGAGCCUGAGCAAGUCCGAGGCUGCCAAGCUCGAGUCGCUGGGCCAUGCGGAGGAGCAGAUCGUCGAUAAGGAUGAGACGCUGGGCAGCAGGCGGUGGAAGUUUGUCUUCACCGAUAUCAGCAAGACCCAGGACAUGAAGGAUCGCGAGGUCCUCAUCCGCGAAACGGACGGCACUCUGAAGAAGGCCGGCAGGGAGUACAAGCUUAAGCGCUACGGCCAACUGUGGCAGCACUAAGCUAGAUCUAUUAUCUUUUAUAAAAAAACGUCAUAUACUCAUACAUACUCGAUUUGUUGGAGUAAAAGAAAUUUGCGUAUCGCUGACAUUGUUUGGCCAAAUGUGUCAAGUGAAUUAAAGUGACCAUGGAUG
Molecule: messenger RNA, 1390 nt
Organism: Kickxella alabastrina
Lineage: Eukaryota; Fungi; Kickxellomycota; Kickxellomycetes; Kickxellales; Kickxellaceae
Product: eukaryotic mitochondrial regulator protein-domain-containing protein
Exons: 2
Coding region: 209-1258 (349 amino acids)
Biological process (GO): mitochondrial translation
Cellular component (GO): mitochondrial small ribosomal subunit
Molecular function (GO): structural constituent of ribosome
Source: RefSeq, a predicted model, not a curated record